This is a messenger RNA of Trametes versicolor FP-101664 SS1, 917 nucleotides long. Its product is annotated as carbohydrate kinase. The transcript is spliced from 2 exons. NCBI's taxonomy places the organism in Eukaryota, Fungi, Basidiomycota, Agaricomycetes, Polyporales, Polyporaceae. Gene Ontology annotation, cellular component: cytoplasm. Bases 146 to 826 code for a protein of 226 amino acids. The record is from RefSeq and is a predicted model, not a curated record. Gene Ontology annotation, molecular function: gluconokinase activity.
AACGCAACUGCGACGCCCGCUGCCGAGUACACUGCGACUGCUAUAGCUCGGUGGCGCGCGACAUAACCUACACAAGUCGCCAACUUAUUCCCUCCCGCUCUCUCCGCUUCACACGACCGGAACCACCGUUCAAACUUCGAGGAAUAUGUCCCAAGACGAACACCAGCUCGCGGCAGCUUCGCCCGACGCGCCCAAGCCGAAACGGCACCCCAUCCUCAUCAUCGUGAUGGGCGUCGCGGGCACCGGCAAAACGACGCUCGCGCGCGAACUGGAGCGGCGGCUCGACAUGGCGUACGUCGAGGGCGACGAGCUGCACCCGCCCGCGAACAUCGCGAAGAUGUCCGCCGGGAUCCCGCUCACGGACGCGGACCGCGAGCCGUGGCUGCAGCUCAUCCGCACCACCGCCGAGGGCCUCGCCGCGCAGCAGCAGGCGGACCCUGCGUUCGCGCGCCGCCCUGGCGCGCUCGUCACCUGCUCUGCGCUCCGCGCGUACUACCGCGACCUCCUCCGCGGGAAACCCGUGGUCAGAGCGCAGGGAGAGACGGGGAAGCAGACGGAGCUGCCGGAGCACCUCGCGCCGCCGGCGCCGCACAUGCUCCCGGCGUACUUUGUGUACAUCAAGGGGGAUAAGGAGUUGCUUCAGGCGAGGAUAUCGAAGCGCGAGGGACACUACAUGAAGCCCGGGAUGCUCGACAGCCAGUUGCAGACGUUGGAGAGCCCGGAGGGCGAGGAGGGUGUGGUCGUUGUCCCGCUCGACGCGACGACGGAAGAGCAGGCGGACAUCGCUGUACGAGGGCUGAACGAGCUCUUGCCGGAACCUCUAUGAAGUAUGCAGAGAGGGUGAGAAGCAACUAGACAUAGAGGAUGUACUUUUACCAGUAACUUACCCGCGACUUCGCUCAAGUACUUCGGUCGGG